UUGAAAGCAGUGGUUUUCCUGUGGUUUGGUUGCUGAUAGCAGCACAACACAGUAACAUGCCCAACUUUUCAGAUCUGAGAUUGAACCUCGGCAUGCCACUGUCUUCAUCAGCCACUAACUCUUACCAGCAGAGCUGCAUACAAAUGACCCUGGAGAACUCAGAGCUAUGGAAGUCUUUUCACACCAUAGGAACAGAGAUGAUAAUUACCAAACAUGGAAGGAGAAUGUUUCCACACUGCAGCAUAAGUCUAUCUGGGCUUCAACCCUUUGCAAAUUAUGUCAUCAUGGUGGAUAUAGUCCCUGCAGACAACUUCAAAUACAAGUGGAAGAAGAAGCAGUGGGAGGUCGCAGGGAAGUCUGAGCCCCAGCCCCCACUUCGGACAUACAUUCACCCUAACUCCCCUGCUGUUGGAAGUCAAUGGAUGGAGCAGUCAUUGUCCUUCCUCAAGAUGAAGCUCACCAACAACACCUUGGAUCAGCAUGGCCAUAUUAUCCUUCACUCCAUGCAACGCUACUACCCACGGUUUCAUGUGAUACAGGCAGACAGUCCACACACUGUGAGUUGGGGGUCGUUUCAGACCUUCUCGUUCCCAGAGACGGUUUUCACUGCUGUUACUGCUUACCAAAAUCCAAAGAUUACCAGACUGAAGAUUGACCAUAAUCCAUUUGCAAAAGGAUUUAGGGAAGGAGGGACCCAUUCUCAUAGUAAAAGGCACCGUUCAAAUAAAAGUUCCCCUACAAAAAAGUCCACAGAAGACAAGAAAAGUCUCUGUAACAGUGAAACAGGCCUACAGAGGAUGCCCUCCCCCUCUCAGUCAGCACAGGCCGGGAAGAAGAGGGCCUGGACGCAGCAGUCACUGAAGACAGGUCACCUUUCCCCAUUGGCCCUAGAGCAGGACUUGUCAGAGAGGACACACUCUGAGCCCCUGGAGCUGCAGGAGUACAACUACAGCUGCGAAGAACAGAUGGUCCCUGCAUACCAACCUUACAGAUCUGUGGAAUACCCCAGAUUCCCAUUACCUACCACUAACCGAGAUCCAACAGAGACCCCGAUCCACGCUCCAUCUCACCUACUCUCCACAAUGGAACACAGCACCCAGCAACAGGAAUACCGCUACAGUUACCAACAGGGCCACCACAGCAACCCAGCAGACUGGAGCCAGUACCCACUUUUCCCGUACUCCUGCUGCUUCUCCACCACCCCAUCACCUCAAUGUGCUCCGAGGUCAGAGACCCUCCCUUUACUUCCUAACAGGUUAAGGGGAGUAGAGAUGUGCUAAUGUUGAGCAGGAUGACCACAACGGAAUCACAACCAAGACACCAAAC
Girardinichthys multiradiatus is the source of this 1326-nucleotide messenger RNA. Its product is annotated as T-box-containing protein TBX6L-like. Gene Ontology annotation, molecular function: DNA-binding transcription factor activity, RNA polymerase II-specific; RNA polymerase II cis-regulatory region sequence-specific DNA binding. Gene Ontology annotation, cellular component: nucleus. The coding region runs from base 57 to 1280 and encodes 407 amino acids. The record is from RefSeq and is a predicted model, not a curated record. Gene Ontology annotation, biological process: cell fate specification; pattern specification process; positive regulation of DNA-templated transcription. The transcript is spliced from 10 exons. Lineage: Eukaryota; Metazoa; Chordata; Actinopteri; Cyprinodontiformes; Goodeidae.